Suillus clintonianus is the source of this 842-nucleotide messenger RNA. RefSeq lists its product as uncharacterized. NCBI's taxonomy places the organism in Eukaryota, Fungi, Basidiomycota, Agaricomycetes, Boletales, Suillaceae. The record is from RefSeq and is a predicted model, not a curated record. The coding region runs from base 26 to 622 and encodes 198 amino acids. The transcript is spliced from 8 exons.
UACAAUCCACUCUCAAUCUCAAACAAUGUCGCACGCAUUCGUCAGAAACUUGACCUUUCAAGCAAACGACCUCGGCAAGGAGGUAACACUCAUGCUCACUUUCGAUGGCAACAUGGAAGGCCUCUACGAGGACUUCUUUCCCGUAGUUUGGAAGGUUAGCACAUUCGGGAAGACGGGUCCUUACAGGGCGCACGCGACCUACACGAGCCAACUUGCUUUCUCCAAACCGCAGGUCGUGGAUGGGAACAUCAUUGACGCUGAAACCUGCGUCAAGAUCAAUGACAGCGAGAAAACCUCUUUGACCGAGUCCAACAAUGUCUUCCAUUUCUCGCCUCCUCAGGCGGGAACCUCUGGUAUCCUGCAAGCGGUAAACAACACUGGGGCCAUCCAGGACAUUGCAGUCGAGCUCACAGCACACAGAGAUGGCAGUCACGUCACGGCUGAGUUCACUCCGGUUCUACGGGCCUACAUCACCUCGGACUAUCAGGAAACCGCAAUCUUACGAGGUGCCAUCGAUACCCCUGCGGUCUGGUCACAAAACCUCGCCGGCCUUAAAGAAAGCACGACCUGGACCCUCACACGCGACCUCGCCUCUGGACGUUACUCGAUCGUCCAGGCUUAAUGAAGGAAUGCGAAAUUGGUACGCUUGAAUAUCUGCUACUCUGCGCGGUCUGGAUCUCAAUGUUUUCCCUUUUUUUCGUAGCAGCGUUCCGAUGGGCUGACUCGGUUACUGGUCUUUAUAAGGUCGCUCGUCUGUCAUGUAAUAGUUUGCAACAGUUGUACUGUUUUGAUUGGUGGGCUUCUAUCUAUACAUUCAAGUUUGGAAUUCAACAGUCGAUGUU